AUGCUGUCGAACAACAACGUAUGGAAAAGAGCUGCGGCUCAGAGCAAGAGAUUUCUGCACUCGUCGGUGGGUCGCAGACACGAGCUCACGCGGGUGGAGAACGGAGUGGAGGUGAUGACGGUGAGAGACGCACUGAACCUGGCGCUGCAGGAGGAGCUUGACCGGGACCCGGACGUGUUUCUCAUGGGAGAGGAGGUUGCGCAGUACAACGGUGCGUACAAGAUCUCGCGUGGGUUGCUCGACAAGUUUGGGCCCAAGAGAAUCAUCGACACGCCGAUCACGGAGAUGGGGUUCACGGGUGUGUGUGUGGGUGCUGCGUUUUCGGGGUUGAAGCCUGUGUGUGAGUUCAUGACGUUCAACUUCGCCAUGCAGUCGAUCGACCAGAUCAUCAACUCGGCCGCCAAGACCUACUACAUGUCUGGCGGGCAGAUGCCCGUCAACAUCACGUUCCGGGGCCCGAACGGUGCUGCCGCCGGUGUGGCUGCGCAGCACUCGCAGGACUUUGCGCCCUGGUACUCUGCCAUCCCCGGUCUGAAGGUCAUCUCGCCCUUCUCCGCCGCAGACUCCAAGGGCUUGCUCAAGGCCGCCAUCCGGGACCCGAACCCGGUUGUCUUCUUGGAGAACGAGCUCUUGUACGGUGAGUCCUUCCCCGUGAACGACGAGAUCUUGUCGCCCGACUACGUGCUGCCUAUCGGCAAGGCCAAGAUCGAGCGUGAAGGUAAGGACGUGUCCGUCAUCUCGCACUCGAGAAACUUGAUUUUCUGUCUCGAGGCCGCCAAGGUGGUGAAGGAGAAGCACGGUGUCGACGUCGAGGUCAUCAACCUCAGAUCCAUCAAGCCCUUGGACUUGGACACCAUCUUCGCCUCCAUCAAGAAGACCAACCACGCCAUCACCGUGGAAGCCGGGUUCCCUCAAUGUGGUGUCGGUUCCGAGAUCUGUGCCCAGGUCAUGGAGUCCGAAGCCUUCGACUACUUGGACGCUCCAAUGGAAAGAGUCACCGGUUGCGAGGUCCCAACCCCAUACGCCAAGACCUUGGAGGACUUUGCUUUCCCAGACACCCCAACCGUCGUCAGAGGUAUCGAAAAGGUUCUCUCCUUGGGCGAGUGGGCUUGA
Pichia membranifaciens NRRL Y-2026 is the source of this 1113-nucleotide messenger RNA. RefSeq lists its product as hypothetical. NCBI's taxonomy places the organism in Eukaryota, Fungi, Ascomycota, Pichiomycetes, Pichiales, Pichiaceae. Gene Ontology annotation, molecular function: pyruvate dehydrogenase (acetyl-transferring) activity. The coding region runs from base 1 to 1113 and encodes 370 amino acids. Gene Ontology annotation, biological process: pyruvate decarboxylation to acetyl-CoA. The record is from RefSeq and is a predicted model, not a curated record. The transcript has a single exon.